CCGCGUGAUCAUCAACUUUUGAUUCCCGAAGCCGAGUUGGUCGAUGCAAAUUGAGAUACCACCAAAUACGAUACGAUAAGGAAAAUCUACUACGGCUCACUCCCUAGAGGAGAUUGAAACCAAGCUUAUUACUUGAUUCUCAUUCUCUCUUGUCGUUGAUCGGGUUGAGAGAAUUGGACUCUUGGCUCCAUUACAUUAACAUAACUAAUUUUCGACUACGUUCUUGCGACACCUCUUGAACGUCAUCAUCAUGUCUCUCCGCCAAUUUACCGUCGCGGCCGUUUUGGCCUUCGCCACCCUAUCCACAGCUACCAAGGAGAAGGCUGCGCAAGAUCCCAUAGUCGGUACCGAUACCGUCCAUGGUUGUUACAAGUCGUAUGGAACGAUGACGCACCAGACAACGGAUAACUUCAACUCGCAGGGUGCAUGUGCAGGACUGUGUCGUUCGAAGAACUUUGUCGCUGGUGCUUCUAACUCGGUCGAUUGCUGGUGUGGUGAUGAAUACCCUAACAAGGCCGAUCUCGUGGAUGACGACCAAUGUACCGAGCCUUGCCCUGGUUUCGGUGACGAUGCUUGCGGUGGUCUUAAUACCUACACUGUUUACAACACUGGAAAGCGAGUAUCUGUCGGCGAAGCAUCGCAGAUCGGCUCUUCCAGUUCAUCCAGCAGCUCAUCUAAGACUAGCUCCGCUUCUUCGCCAGCUAGCACUUCUGAUACUAUCGAGACGAUUACCGCCUCAUCUGAUCCCGACAACAACAAGUCGACUCCUAACGUAGCGGGCAUUGCUGGUGGUGUGGUUGUUGGUGUUGUCGCUGUAGGAGCUCUGAUUGGAGGUGGCUUUUUCUGGAUGCGCCGAAAGAGAAACGCCGAGAUCGAAGAGGAGCACCGACGAAAUGCCGCUGUCAAUGCGUUCAUCAGCGGUGGUAAGCCCCCCUCUAGCAGCGGUGGUCUUUCGAUGUCCGACUCCCGACUUGACCCCGUUAUGAACCGGCGAAUGAGCGACGGCAGCAUCGCCGACAACCAAGAUUACUCGCGGAGAAUCCUGAGGGUUACCAAUGCUUGAAAACCCUCGCAUCGCAAAUAUCACGAUGAACGACUUCCGCUUUGUAACACUUUUUAUUCACAUCGGCAUUGACGGCGUUUCAUGGUGGCCAUUCGUCAUUGGAU
Annulohypoxylon maeteangense is the source of this 1167-nucleotide messenger RNA. RefSeq lists its product as uncharacterized. The coding region runs from base 251 to 1063 and encodes 270 amino acids. The record is from RefSeq and is a predicted model, not a curated record. Lineage: Eukaryota; Fungi; Ascomycota; Sordariomycetes; Xylariales; Hypoxylaceae. Gene Ontology annotation, cellular component: plasma membrane. The transcript is spliced from 4 exons.